CCCAGGAAUCUGUGGUUUCGUGUUGGCUGACUGAAGACUUAAUGGUACACUUAAACGGAACGAAGCCUGACGGGCCUGCACCUGAACGCGUCUCGCUACAAGCCAGAAUGUAUCCUGUGUGUUUGGUGUUGGUAUUUAAUACGGCGUUGCCAGUGAUCCAAAGGCAGUAAUUUAAAUGUAGAGGAUUUAUCACAGGUGACAAUUAAAGCUAAAAUGGCCGUAUUUGCCCCGUGGAUGUCUCAUCUUGCCUGAUCAGUAACCCAAACCCUCAGACUUGGUUGUUAUGAAUUACUUGAGACUCCGUUUGAAAUGGAUAAAUAAGGUUUAACUGCCACAUCACAAACACAGACGAAGCUUAUUUCAUGAAACAUUAAAUCUCCUACUAGGUAGCCUUCCCCUUUAUUGAUCUCCAGAGGAGAUAGGGAUAGAGGGCGGAUAAGGAAGAUUUCCGUUCUCAGGUCACAGUCAGUCUGGUUUCACCUCACAGCACCUGGAGAAAGCUUCUGUCUGUCUCCGAACAGGAGCAGAUGUCCUUAGCGUUACACUGAACGCACCAAAUGUUCUUUACAGUAACUCUUUACAGCGUCAGUACUGUUUUCAGGCUCUGAUUUCUGCCGGCAGAGUCGUCAGGUGUGCGCUGGCUGACUGACUGGAACUUAUUAUAGUGGCAUCUGUUGUUGACGCCUCUUCACUCUCGCACCGGGUCGGGCAGGAGGACACACGCCCCACUGAGGAGGAGAAUUAAGUGUUACGUGUGAGGAACAGCUUUCUAAUCUCCGAUCUCUUGGCUUAUUCCUCCGAUGGACUGGAUUUGGCCCCACGUCCGUGGUUUUUGGCCACUAUUUUACGCGCGUCGUGCACCUUUUAUGCGCGUUCAUAUUUGCGUCCCAGGAUUACAUAAUGGAUUAAACACUCAUUAGAGUAGUUUUUCAUUUGUGCUCUCGGAACAACUGUGAAUUACUUUAAAUGGACGCGCAGCAUGCUCAGUGAUGAUGGUCGUUUGGUCACUGAGGUGCGUAGUCGUACUUUGGAUUAAGAGCCAGAGACUUUGCUCCGCUCCUGGAACAAGCACCUGUUUAUUCUCUUGAGAUACUUUUGACCUGUUUUCCGUCUACUGACGCGCUGGGAUGGAGAACGAGCUGAGACCCAGGCUCUGUUUCUUGACCAAAGGAAAGCGCGGCUAUGGGUUUCACCUGCACGGCGAGCGGAAUAAAGGCGGACAGUUUAUCCGCAAAGUGGAGCCAGGCUCCUCGGCUGAUCUGGCCGGGCUGCGACCAGGAGACCGUGUGGUGGAGGUGAACGGGGAGAAUGUGGAGAACGAGACCCACCAUCAAGUGGUGAACCGUAUCCGUGAGGUGUCCCAUCGCACCAGGCUGCUGGUGGUGGACCGAGAUACGGAUGACUUCCUCCGCAGCCGAGGCCUGGCCUGCACUGAGGACCUAGCUGUUGAGAUGGGAACGCUCUCCCCUCGGCCCUCACCCGGGCCCACCCCAUCUGCCUCUCCCAUACCGCGAGAGAAUUCACCCCUUUCACCCAAAGCCAACCACACACACUCUCUCGCUGCAGACUCACUGACACACAUGAUCACACAAGGCAAGGUCAAGAGAUCUUCAGUGACAUCAAGCACGGCGACAAACACAGAGGUGCAGGUACAGCCCUCACCAGAGCCACCAGUUGAGCACCUUCCCCGUUUAUGUCACCUGGUGAAAGGUGAGUACGGCUAUGGCUUCAACCUGCACAGUGACAAGACGAAGUGUGGACAGUUUGUGCGUUUGGUGGACCCCGGCUCUGCUGCUGAGAGUGCAGACAUCAGGCCUGGAGACAGACUAGUGGAGGUGAAUGGAGUGAACAUAGAGGGCCUGAGGCACUCAGAGGUGGUGGCACUCAUCAAAGCAGGAGGGAAUGAAGUGCGCCUCCUUGUGGUCGACCAGGAGACAGAUGAGCUCUACAACAGACUGGGGCUCACACCCACCACCAGCAAUGACAAAGAGGCCUAUGUGGAUGGAUCAGCCACAGAAAGCACCCCACCUACUCCGUCUCCAACUACUGAACUCCCCACCACAGAUCCCCCGAUCAUAAACGUCACACUGACAGACUCCCCAAUCACAAAAACAUCUCCAAAAUCCCGUGCCAAUGGGAGCUCAGCAUCUCAGUCCUCAAGAAGUUCCACCACCCAGUCAGAGAUCAGCAGCUCAGACAUGAGUAUCCAGGUGCCCGAUGAGGACGACAGGCGUGCUUCGGACCCGUUCAUAGACAGUGGCCUGCGCCUGAGUCCCACAGCUGCUGAGGCUAAGCAAAAGGUCCUCGCCAGCCGCAACAAAAAGAGAGCACCUCCAAUGGACUGGAGCAAGAGACAAGAGAUCUUCAGCAACUUUUGACCAGAGUGCAAAAAGAAGAAAAGAGAAGAAGAGAGGAAGAAGGGCAUUGGGCAAGAAAUAAUACUGUAUCUGUGUUGUAUUGUAAUAUUAAUUACCAAAACAAAAGGAAAAAGAAACAGUUAGUAACUUUCACAGAAAUAAACUUAAAUUCUGUUCUGUUAAUCUACACAGUAAGAUGCAAAAUAGUAAUUUUUAGAUGCUAUGUAUAAGGAUGAAGACAUGCUCUGUGGAUACGUCAGAAAUCGUACAACAAACUGCAUUAAACAAUGGCAGACCAUGUGCUGAGGGACUCACCCACACAGCACACAGUGUUUGUCUUUAUUAAAUUAUAGUCAUUUCAGAGCCAUAAGUACGGACUACGAGUCUAUGACAGCCUAUGCGCUCUGUCUGAUUCUGGCUGUGUUUGCUGUAGAUACACCUGUUUGCUGUAACCUUGGGAGAUUCUAUUUGUUGAAGUCAUAGUUUCUUGUCUUUUUAGAUUCCAGUGGGCUCACCGUGAGUCCUGGAGUCAUUGUCUUUGUCGGUUGUAAUGUAGCAUAUCACUUAAAUGUAAAGACAGAGGAAAUGCAAAUGGUUGAGUUAUAAAAUAUUGUUGGAUCAGCUCAGUGCUAAAGAAAAAUAUUUAAAAUAGAGAUGGCUGACUAGAUAGUAAAAAAAAAAACUAUAGAGUCUCUGAUCUCUUGUUGUAGCUUUUGAGGAA
This is a messenger RNA of Scatophagus argus, 3078 nucleotides long. RefSeq names its product Na(+)/H(+) exchange regulatory cofactor NHE-RF2-like. NCBI's taxonomy places the organism in Eukaryota, Metazoa, Chordata, Actinopteri, Scatophagidae. Gene Ontology annotation, molecular function: signaling receptor binding; protein-membrane adaptor activity. Gene Ontology annotation, cellular component: apical plasma membrane. Gene Ontology annotation, biological process: protein localization to plasma membrane. Bases 1128 to 2378 code for a protein of 416 amino acids. The transcript is spliced from 6 exons. The record is from RefSeq and is a predicted model, not a curated record.